CUGCUCUUGUCUCUCCUGCUGGGAUCGGAGUUUCUCUUAAGGCGUCUCCGAGGAAGCAGCGUUUAGGGCUUCCUGGCUUGUGCUCAUCGCCGGGAAGCGGAGUGGGAGAAGCCUCUCCGGUCGGUCUUCCUUAUAUCUUAACCGGGAUAAGAAUGAGAAUAUGAACCAGAGAGACAUUUGCGUUCAUCUCUUUGCUGGAGGAUGUGGAGGCACAGUAGCUGCCAUCUUGACAUGUCCAUUAGAAGUUCUGAAAACACGAUUGCAAUCAUCAUCUAUUACCCUCUACAUUUCUGAAGUUCAGCUGAAUACUGUGAAUGGUGCAAGUGUUAAUCGAGUUUCUCCACGGGCUUUCCAUUGCUUUAAGAUGAUCUUACAAAAUGAGGGUCCCCGGUCAUUUUUCAGAGGACUAGGUCCUAACUUGGUAGGCGUGGCUCCAUCCAGAGCACUAUAUUUUGCAACUUACUCCAAGUCCAAAGAAAUUAUGAAUAACAUAUUUGAGCCAGAUUCUACUCAAGUACAUAUGACCUCAGCUGGAGUAGCAGGUUUUACUGCAAUCACAGUAACUAAUCCAAUUUGGUUAGUAAAGACACGAUUACAACUUGAUGCAAGGAAUCGUGGAGAAAGACAGAUGAAUGCUUUUGAAUGUGUACGCAAAGUUUAUCGGUCAGAUGGAAUUAAAGGUUUUUACCGAGGGAUGUCUGCCUCUUACGCAGGCAUAUCAGAGACUGUUAUUCAUUUUGUUAUUUAUGAGAAUAUUAAACAAAAAAUCUUGGAAUGUAAUUCUACUCCUGGGAUGGAUAAGGAGGAUGAGCCUGUCAAAAAAGCAUCUGAUUUUGUUAGUAUGAUGGCAGCUGCAGCCACUUCAAAAACCUGUGCUACAUCUAUUGCCUAUCCACAUGAGGUUGUACGAACAAGACUACGAGAAGAAGGAACAAAGUACCGAUCCUUUUUCCAGACGCUGUCAUUACUUAUGCAAGAAGAAGGCUAUAGUUCUUUCUAUCGUGGCCUAGCCACACACUUGAUAAGACAAAUACCAAACACGGCUAUAAUGAUGACUACCUAUGAAGUGGUAGUCUACUUGCUCAAUAGACAGCAGCACUACUAUCUGACUAUGGGGAAGUGAAAGACCAAAAGAUUGCAAUGGACCAUAAACAUUCUGAAUGAUAGCAGCUAUACAUAUAUAUAUCAUCCAGGUAUAUCACCCGUAUAUCAACUAUAUAGAGAUAUGGACAAAGUGGAAGAAUGUUGAUAGGCACUCAUUCACACUUCUGCGGGCUUGUCAUAUGGUAUCUCUUGCAAGUUAUUCUUAAGGACUGCAUUUAACAUGUCAUACUUCAGUUCCUCUUACCAUGUUAACUUUUUUAACUUCUAUGCAGCAAGCAGCCAGGGCUUGGUGUGAGCAAGAAGAGUGUAACAUGUUUUAGCGCAUGGUGUAAAUCCAUUACUGGUUGCAGAGUUAUGUUCUCCUACAGCAGUUUGAAGUCUAUGUCAGCGUAAAGCAGAUUCAUGCUCAUAACUGAAAGUCCAUUUUACAAUUGAAAUAAAACGAAAGGUGAAGAUUUACAGUAAGCUUCCCAUUUUACUACCUCAAUGGGUCUCAGAAGGAAAUGUAAAUUUCUACAUUCUUCUAAAAACAUGGUGAUCUUCAUUUUUUUUAUACAUGGGGGCAGGGCAGGUAGAACAAAAUUAUAAUUUUAACAUCUAACCCUGGGGUUCAGUGUGCCAUAGGUGCAUAUUUUAAUAACCCAAUUAAGUUUUUGCUGUACAAAUAGAAGAAUGUUAAUACAUUUACUUUUGUUCCCCUGUAUGCAUCUACUGAUGAAUCCCAGUUAAGACUUAAAAGUAUUUCUAGAUUGUGUUAUUUUGAACCAAGAAUCAACCAACCCUUGAAGAGUGGCAAAUAACUUAGUAAUUCAGCAUUAUUUCAGACUUCAGCAAACUUAAUUCUUGUAAGAAUUACUUCACCUGAGCUGAAAUCUGCAUCAGCUGAAUGCCAAACUUCACGAUACUUCAAGAACAUAUCAAAAUCAAAUGCUAAUAGAAUUAACUAAACAAAUAAUACUCUGUGUUCAAGCAUUCCCUUGUAUUUUUUAUUAUUUGCUUAAUUUCUGGUGCAUUGUGCAGAAAUUGAAAAGUUAAUGUUUCUUUUUUUCCCCUCAGAAAGCAUAGUUCUUAAAAUUUAUUUCAACAUUUGCACAAUAUCAUUUGCUAUAAUUUAAGAGUUUAACACAUAGUAACUAUGUUGUCUUUAACAAACACUAUUUACAGUAUUACAAGUAACCUAUUUUAGUGUUAUAUAUAAAUUAAUUAUAUAAUACAAAAACCCUACAUUCAUUUUUUUUUAACUACAGCCCUGCAGUUCCAAACAAAUUUUCUGCCUAUGAAUUACUGUUUUCUAAUUGAAUAUUUUUUUUAUUUGCAAAUUUAGCUAGAGAUACCAGAAAACAAGCUUGUGAAUUCAUUUGCGGGUAUUUAGUUCAAAGACAAUAUUCUAAAAAUCUCUAUCAUUAGUGCAUUUAUUUUUUUUAUUAAAGAAAAUUAAAUAAUUGUAAUGGUGCAAUCCUACUCUUGCCUAUUCAGGAGUUACAAAGAAUGUAGAAAGAUUUAUUUCUAAGUCAGUUGUUUCUAAAUACAAUUAUAGCUUAAAGUUUAUUUAUGGCAACUGGCUUAAAUCAUGGUUUGUUCCCUUUGCUAUUGUAUAUAUUUUGUUACUGUAUAAUACAGAAAAGUGAAAGAUGGGGGCAAGAGGAAGACUUAAAAUUUAUUUCUAUAAACUUCAAAAAUAAUUUUAUUGCAGGCUAAUGUACAAUAAUGCAGGGAUAUUGAGAAUAUAGCCAACUGUCAAAAUAGUUUCUCCCUGGUUAUUCUGUAGCAGAUACGUUUCCUAUAGACUUGCAAUAUUUAGUUUGAUGGUUGUAUUAAAAUGUACCUCUUGUUACAAAUCAUUCUGCUGGGUCUUUUUAGCAGGAAAUAAUUUUCUUUAAUGAGUCUGAUCUUGCUAUACAUGUAGUCCUUGACUUACGACCACAUUUGGGGCUGAAAUUUUGAUUGCUAACCAAUGUAGCUAUUAAGCAAAUCUGACUUCUCCCAUUGACUUACUUGUUAGAAGCUUGCUAGGGAGUUGAAAAUCAUGAUCACAUGACUGUAGGAUGCUGCCUCUGUUGUAAAUGUUCAAAUUGUAAUCAGGUGAUUUGCAGGGAUGAUGUGAUGUAACUUCAAGGACAUACUAUAAGUCAUUUUUUUCAGCACUGUUGGAACUUCAAACUAUCAUUAAAUGAAUGGUCAUAAGUUGAGGACUAGCUGUAUUAAUUUAAUAAAUAUGACAGAUACACUUAAUAGUUGAAGAUGAAUGAAGAAAACUAUCACUAAACGAACAGAUUCCCCAACAAAUUUUCAUCUGAACAAAUUUCUUGCUUGUAAAUAUUAGUGACAAAAAUGUUAUUGGUAGUAAACAAUAGGCAACAAAUACUUGCUGUCUUAAAUGAUAAACUUGAGUAAUAUAACUUGGUUAUGAAGAAAUUUCUAGAAACACUGAUUUCAUAUAUUUCUAUUUCUACACUCAGGUAGAUUCAAAUAACCCAGUCCCUUCUCCCUCCCCCUCUGGUCCCUUCCCCUUGUACAAUCCCCUUUAACAUCAUAUGAUAGCAUUCCAACAACAAUCGUCCAAAGAUAAUGAAUCAGAGAACUUUGGGGCAAGCUUAAAAUGUAGGUAAAAUCAUGAUUCUAAUCUGAUACAAGUCUUUAAAAAUGUAAUUUCAAAAUUAUAAGCUAUUCUAGCAUAUCAGCUUUAUGACUCCACAUUUCUAUUGUUCAUUAUAAAGUAGAUCCCACUCAUUACAUCAUCAUGCAGCAUUCUGGUAAUGCAGUUGCUUAAGGCACACAUGACUUUGCUCGAUGAAUAAAGCCUCUUUUAGCUAACACAUAUUUGAGCAUAAUUGAAAACAUUGUUAUAUAAACUUUUGGUAAGAUUUUUAUAAUCCACCUUCAGAAAAAUGCAUUUGAUUAUGAUAGGUAUAUUAAGAAUUAGGGUGAUGAAUGAACAAAUUAAUUGUAAGCAUUUUUACUGUCACUGCCAUUUUAUAUAUGCUAUGAUAUAAGUGCUGGAAUAUCUAGGUUCAAAGGAGAAAUAGUUAUGUAUGUGUGUGUGUUGUGUUAUGUGUGUGUUUUGGCCUGCAUGUUGUGCUUGUCAGCAAUUCUUUACACAACUUCCUUGUUUCCUUACUACUUAAGGCAGUGACUACAGAAUCCCAGAAAAAAAUGUUUAAUUUAAGAAGGUAGUGAGAGUUGUAAUAUUUUUGUUUUUACAUCUCUACUCUUAGUAGUCUUUUAUUAGCAGGUUACUUGUUAAACAUGAAUUUGUACGAAACUUAUUUAGUUUAGUGUUUCUCAACUUCUACAGUUUUAAGGCGUGUGGACUUCAACUCCCAGAAUUCCAAAGCUCAACAUGCUGGUUGCAGAAUUCUGAGCAGUGAAGUCCUUACAUCUUAAAAGUUGCUGAUAUUGAGAAACACUCCCUUCACCCAAGUUUAAUCUUGAUAACCUUCAGCAAAGUUGCCUUAAUGAGCUCUCCUAACUUCAUCUCGAAUUCAGAUUAAGAACCUCAAGCGAGAUUAAAAGAAGCAGAAAUCUCAUGGAAUACUUGCAGAAAGCUCCCUAAAGGGUAUUCUCCUGCCAAAGGAAUGUUGAUACCCAGCCCCCACUCUUGCGUUGAAAUAAAAAACAAAAAAAAAAUCAACAAAAACAUUAGUGUAUUACCCCACAUCUUUUUGAUAAUUUGAAGAAAAGACUAUACAUUUUCCAGGUACUAGUCUUUUAUGGCUUUUUGAUCUUUGCAUCCAACUUUGAAUUUAUAAGAUGGAACUAAUAGAAUUACCCAUUUUGUUCUAGCCAUAUAAAAUUUGGUUAAAUAAUUACAUAAUAUGAAGAUGAUAUAAUCCUCAAUUGUGUGGUUAUAUUCCUGAAUAUCUUUUUGAAUGAAAGAAUGAAUUUAAAACUUUUUAAAAAAAAUUAUGAUUUUUCCAUGUGCGCAAUAUACUUUGGAACUUGGUAGCAUUCAUCUGAAUAAUGACAAGACAUACCCAAACAGUAAAAUAAGAAAUCAGAAGGUGUCUCGUAGCUUUAGCUGACAAGUGUAUUAAAAGGCAUACAUUUUUGUGAGCUAUAAAUGAGCUUGUUCUACUAGAUGUCUGAUUUUUGGCUGUGGUAGAUACUGUAAAUACAACUCUCUUAAUAGAAUGUAACCAGAAGGUGGCACUACAGUAAUGCCAGUGCCAGAAGUGUAUCUGUGUAUGUGUACUCUCAUAUCUAUAACUAGCACAGAAAGAAGCCAUAGUAGAUUCUGUCAUAAAACUUGCACUUCCCAGAUUUUUAUUACUCUGCGUAAAAUGCCAUUAAAUCAAGGAAUAACUUGUAGGUUUCUCAUAUAAUGUUAUUUUUUAAUUGUAAGCAAUGUUUCCUUAAGCAUACAUAAAUCUUUUGACUCAAAUUUGACACCCUUAAAAGAUAAAACAGCUAAUGUGACAUUUUCAGUAGGCUGGUUAUCAAUCUAAAAUUUUAUGUGAAAUGGUUAUUAUUCCCCCAUACAAAAAAAAAAGUUUGAGAUUGCAUGUGAGGUACAAAGUGAACUGCUGUACUCAUACUUAGCAGGUUUCCAGUGCUUUCCUUUCAUCUCAGAAAACAUAAAAUGCACUUAUUAAAAGUUAAUUUAUCACUGAAAUGUAGUUUUAUGCCUACCUAAUACUGUAAUUUUAAAACUGAUGUAAGAUAUUGUGACCUCUCAUUUUUAACUCUUUUAAGUCUGUAUGAUAUAACUGCAGCCUGUAAUCUGGAAAAUAUUUUGUUUUCAUCAGGUUUUAUAAAUUGUACAAUCUAGCAGAAUAAUGACGAUGUGUGCCUAUAUAUGUUUGCUACUUUAGAAUUCAAAUAUUUAUCUUUUGAUAAAUACCUGAAGUCCAAUUUCAGGUUUUUUUUUAUUUUAUGUACAGAAAGCUUGCAUACCCUCUAUAUGUGAAAGUGGUUUUUCUAGAGCUCUUGUUGUUUACAAAGUCAGACAUUCUACCACUCUUACAAACUUUUGUUUUUAAUUCUUUCAUACCAUAUUUUUGGCUGUCAAAUACGUGCUUUGAAUACUUUUUGUAUUUAUGCCGCAAUGGCAACAUUUUGUUUGGACUGCUCAAAACUUCAAAAUAAAAUAGAGUUUAUUCAAA
Thamnophis elegans (Western terrestrial garter snake) is the source of this 6206-nucleotide messenger RNA. RefSeq names its product solute carrier family 25 member 36 (gene SLC25A36). The transcript has 7 exons. Gene Ontology annotation, biological process: pyrimidine nucleotide import into mitochondrion. The coding region runs from base 161 to 1123 and encodes 320 amino acids. Lineage: Eukaryota; Metazoa; Chordata; Lepidosauria; Squamata; Natricidae. The record is from RefSeq and is a predicted model, not a curated record. Gene Ontology annotation, cellular component: mitochondrion. Gene Ontology annotation, molecular function: pyrimidine nucleotide transmembrane transporter activity.